This is a messenger RNA of Diplodia corticola, 840 nucleotides long. RefSeq lists its product as uncharacterized. Bases 1 to 840 code for a protein of 279 amino acids. Lineage: Eukaryota; Fungi; Ascomycota; Dothideomycetes; Botryosphaeriales; Botryosphaeriaceae. The transcript has a single exon. The record is from RefSeq and is a predicted model, not a curated record.
AUGGAUGCACUCUUCGCCUCCAGCUCCGCCUCCAUCGGCGACAACAAUAACAAUAACAACAACAUGGCCAACAAGAAGAACAACUCCACCACCACCACCACCACCUUCACGACAACAAGCUACCACCACGACAAAGCCCACGCCCGCCUCUGCGACCAAAUCGCCUCGGACAAGUUCUCCACCACCGGCCUCGCCCUCUACACCUCCCUCCACCACAUCCUCCACCAAGCAACAACAACAACAACAACGACGACGACAAACGCCACCACCACCACCACCACCCUGCCUUCCACAUCCCCCUUCCCCUCCAGCAGCUCGGCGCCACCACCGCUCCUGCAGCUCACGAUCAGGACGCUCGUCCGCUGCGGCGUCCCCCGCGCCCGCGCCCAGCGCCUGGAAUGGCACGCGUCCGGGCGGCGCGACGCGGCGCGGCGGGUGCGCGAGAGGGUCGCCGACGCGGCGAGGUGGCACGGCGGGUGGGACGCGUCGGUGGAAGAGGCGGAGAGGACGGCGUGGCGGGUCGCUGCUGGCGCUGCUACCGGCGCUGCUUCUGCUGGAUCGAAGAGGGGCGGCGGGCCGGGUGAUGAUGAUGGUGGUGAGGAGGAGGAGGAGGAGGAGGAGGAGGAGGAGGAGUUGGCGCUGGGUGCGCGUUUGGGGAGGGGCGUGUGGGAUUUGUACGGGGAGUACUGCUGGUUGGUGGGGUGUUUGGCGAGGGGCCGGUAUGGGGAUUGCAGUGUGGGCUGGGGUUGCUUGGUGGAGGAUGUGAGGAAGGUUUGCCGGCUGGUUGAGAUGGCGAUGAUGUUGAAGAAGGGGACGAAGGGCUUUUUUGUGGAGCAGUGA